Molecule: messenger RNA, 2076 nt
Organism: Sphenostylis stenocarpa
Lineage: Eukaryota; Viridiplantae; Streptophyta; Magnoliopsida; Fabales; Fabaceae
Source: the annotation of a GenBank genome assembly
AUGGACUUCAAUAUAGACAUCAUUAAGGAAGAUCUGGAGCUUCAGGGCAAUGUCGAAGGUGGGCUUUUGGGGCAAGGAAUGUAUCCGAGAAGUGAGGAAAAGGACAUUGAUAAAGAAGAAGCACAAGAAGGUCAAGAUGAUGAUGAUGGAUAUUCAGAUCAAGGACCACAUACAUGUAGGUCAAAAAAGGAUUAUGAUAAAGAUCCAGAACUCGGUAACAUUCUGGGGAGUUUACUAGAGAAUCCUCAAGAGGCACAAUCCCUGUUGGAAGAUAGAUUAAAAAAGAAGAGGAGCAAAAUACUGCACACAAAGACUGGAUCUGGAAAACCAAUGAAAGUUUCAUUUAACAAAUUUGAUUUUUCAAACUCAUUCAUAUGGUUUGAAUUCUACAAUGUUCCAUUGGCAAAAGACAUCACCUUAAUUUGUGAUACAAUUCGAGCAUGGUACAUUAUCGGCCGCCUUGGUGGAUGCAAUGCUAUGAAUAUGCAACUUUCACAGUCUCCAUUGGAAGCACGACCGAGUUAUGACUAUAUUCAGGGAGCAAAUGUUGAACCAACUACAUUUUACAACAUUGGGAAUCUUGAGGUGCAAGACAACUUGGCUCGAAUAUGGGUGGAUAUUGGAACUGUUGACCCAUUGCUUCUGGAUGUUUUGAUAAAUGCAUUGACACAGAUAAGCUCCGAUUUUGUAGGGAUCAAGCAAGUAACGUUUGGUGGAUCAGAAUUUGAGAGUUGGAAUGAGAAUUUGAAAUCAGAGGAGGCAGGUUAUGGUUUUUUAGGAGAAGCCAGGGUUUUGGAAUGGGCUAUGGGAAUACCCUUAAUCAUUGCCCAUUAUGCAUCUGCUUCCGGAAGAAACUAUCGAAUCCCAUGCGGGAAGAAGCUCGUCCUCAACAUCUCCGUUGGUGAGAGUGGCGAUAGUCUCACCAGAGCCGCAAAGCAUUGGGGUUGGGGUUUCAUCAUUCAAAGUAAAGCUCGCGAGCUCUCCCCUUGUUUAGUGCUUGUAGCUCUCUGCAAGCUUGGCAAUCAUUUGGCUGUCAUGGACGUAGCACAUUGCUAUUUACAGGGGAAUGCUGACGCUGUGGAGUUUUGUCCGUAUGAUUGCUACCAUAAUGUUUUAGCGGUAUCCACUUACACAUUACAAGAAGGUUGUCAGCCCAGUCGACAUGGAAGCAUUUCUCUCUUCAAUGUUGAUGUGGAGACAGGCCACCUUGACUUGGUUUUUAAUGAGGAAACUGCUGGGAUUUUUGACAUAAAGUGGAAUCCACCUGGAGGCCAUGUAAAUCCUUUUCUAGCUCAAGCAGAUGCUAAUGGAUACUUGAGAAUUAAAACGUUGGAGGGUUGCUGUAAUGGAGUGGAAGGGGUAAAUCUAAAGGAGAUCACUAAUGAAAAAAUCAGUAACUCAAUGUGCCUGUACCUGGAUUGGAAUCCUUCAGCCACAUCCAUCACAGUAGGACUUUCUGAUGGCUCUGUGUCUAUUAUUUCUGUUCUUGAAUCCAAGCUGGAAAUACAAGCAGAGUGGAAGGCACAUGAUUUUGAACUUUGGACUACCUCCUUUGAUACGCACCAACCAAAUUUGGUAUACACUGGCUCUGAUGAUUGUAAGUUCAGUUGUUGGGAUUUGCGAGAUAGACCUCCCAAUGUGGUAUUUCAGAGCUCGAAAGUCCACAAAAUGGGUGUUACUUGCAUCGAGAAGAGUCCACAUGACCCAAAUAUCUUGUUGACUGGCAGUUAUGACGAAUUUCUUAGGGUAUGGGAUUUAAGAUCAAUCUCAAAACCCCUUAAUGAGACCUCAAUUAGCUUAGGGGGAGGAGUUUGGAGGGUUAAGCACCACCCCUUCAUUCCAGGCUUGGUCUUGGCUGCAUGUAUGCACAAUGGUUUCGCUAUUGUUGCCAUUAAAGGUGACAAUGCUGAAGUAUUGGAAACUUACAACAAGCAUGAUUCUCUUGCUUAUGGAGCAGACUGGCAGAAAGGAGAAGCAAAUUACUCAGGUGGGAAAACCAAACCUGUAGUGGCUACUUGCUCUUUCUAUGACAAACUUGUUCGGGUGUGGAGGCCAGGAAAUGAUAUUAUCUUGUAG